AGUUCCUGAGCAUGAUUUCCCACAUACAAUCUCUUCUCUUUUUUCUUUUCUUUUUGCUAUCUACUAUAUCGCAGCAUGCGAUUCAUCAGCAACUUCGGACUUGUACGGCUCAUACGGAACCCGAGAAUCUUGACUUGACUAUGUACUUGCCUACCUAGUACCUAGGCAAUCAUAUUCUCCGCCUUCUUGUUCUCUAGUUUGCUCAAUCCCUAAAUGCCUAGUUUUUAUGUACCUAUUAAUUCUUUGUUAUUCUUCCCAUUAGCAGGCCGAGGCAACCCCCCACCCACUUGCUCUCGUGAUAUUCAGCUACGAUACUUAAGUCCCCGAUACUACCAUCGAAGUACCUACUCGACUACUCUUAACCUCUUUGACUACAUCGUACCUUUUACGAAACCCGAUAUCAUAUCGAUUCCUACCAUUCGCUCUCCGCCGCGCCGUCGUUCCGUGCCACUAUGACCACUGCCGAGCUACGGCACCGUCCGCCACCUUCCGACGACGUCCCAGAACCGAAUUCAAAAGCCGACGUUACCGGCCCCGUAUUGGACACCAUUACCGGUCAUCCCGCAGGCGAGGCCAAGUAUGGCCGUUUUAGAGCAUUCAUCCGUGCCGUAUCCUUCUUGGUAUACUUUACGAGCGGUUGCCUGACUGUACAUAUUACUCAGAUCCUCGGCGCACCGCUCUACUACCUCAACCGCGACCUCUACUAUGCCUACAUGUCCUUGACGAAGGCCUCGUUUGGUCUGCUGAUCACCACUAUGACACAAUGGUGGGCACCGACAGUUAUAAGAAUAAGCGGCGAUUCCUCAGUUGCCGGACAGUUCAGCUUAACUCCGGAUGGCAGGGUUCAAUGCGCUUUCCCGGAGCGCAUGGUCAUGAUUGCGAACCACCAGAUCUACACCGACUGGCUGUAUCUAUGGUGGGUCGGGUAUACGAACAACCCUCAUAUGCACGGGCACGUCUAUAUCAUCCUUAAGGAAUCCUUGAAGUGGGUUCCUGUCAUUGGACCAGGCUGCAUGUUUCUUGGCUUCAUCUUCAUGUCUCGUAAGAUGGCCGUCGAUCAGCCGCGUCUUGCACAUAGGCUUGGCAAGCUCAAGACCCGGCAUGCGGACCUGGACGGUAAGCGCUAUCUGAACCCGAUGUGGCUGCUCCUCUUCCCCGAAGGUACCAACUUAUCUUCGAACGGGCGAGUUAAAUCGGCCAAAUGGGCAGCCAAGACCGGUCUCCGAGAUAUGCAACACUUGAUGCUCCCUCGAAGCACCGGUAUGUUCUUCUGUCUCAACGAGCUCAAAGGGACGGUGGAUUACGUAUAUGACUGCACCGUCGCCUACGAAGGUGUCCCUCGCGGGAAUUAUGGCGAAGAUUACUUCACGCUGUCAAGCACUUAUUUCCAGGGCCGACCUCCUAAAUCGGUAAACUUCUACUGGAGACGUUUCGCAUUGGCCGACAUGCCUUUGCACGACCAGGAAGAGUUCGAUAAGUGGCUCCGCGAAAGAUGGUACGAGAAAGACGCCUUGCUCGAGCAGUACGUCUCGACAGGACGAUUCCCAGCCAAUGGUGCAGGCAUCAAGGGACAUAUCGAAACGGAAGUUCGAACGAAGAAUUGGUGGGAGUUCAUGAGGAUAUUUGUCAUGCUUGGCGUGUUCGGGUUGAUCUUUAACUUCAUGCUUCGAACCUUUCGAAUACUCGCUCGUCGCUAGUCGUCAACUCCUAUCCAAUCACUUCUCUUUCUCAUCGAGAGGGGUCGAGGGGUCGCCGCAGAUCAUUUUUGACACGGAUGUUGUAUACGAAACAGUCCAAGAGGCAGCAAGAUUAGAGAGUGUGCUUGUGCCAGAUACCAAUGUUAAUAGAUUACUCAACGAUACCAUGGAGAAUAGGAGUUUUCGGGCAGGCUGAUGGUCUUGCAUAGCGGCAUACGGUAGCAUGAAUAUUCAUCUCUACUCAUAUUUUUUAAUGUGGCGCUGAGUUUCAGAAGAUGGUCCUAAAAAUGUCCUAUGGAAGAGAAUAAUUUAUAGGAGUGGCGAAACAAUCACAAACAAUUUGUUAUAU
Annulohypoxylon maeteangense is the source of this 2046-nucleotide messenger RNA. Its product is annotated as acyltransferase-domain-containing protein. NCBI's taxonomy places the organism in Eukaryota, Fungi, Ascomycota, Sordariomycetes, Xylariales, Hypoxylaceae. Gene Ontology annotation, molecular function: acyltransferase activity. Gene Ontology annotation, cellular component: endomembrane system. The record is from RefSeq and is a predicted model, not a curated record. The transcript is spliced from 4 exons. The coding region runs from base 453 to 1697 and encodes 414 amino acids.